AUAUGAUAUUAUACGUUGAGAUCUCUCUUUUGCAUUCCUAACAUACCCAGUCUUUCACAUUUAUUUGUAAUGCUUCUAACUGAUGCGCUAUUUUAAAAGAAGGAAUGACUUGGAGAGUAUGACCAUAGUUCAAUGUGAUGCUUUACUGGUUUUCUGAAACCUGUGGUUUGUGUUUUUGUACACUGUCUUCUAAUUGUUGAGUUAUUUAAGCAACUUGAAGCCUCCUAUAUGAAUUUCAAAACUUGGUCUGCAGAUGAAGGAAGAUAACAAUGAAGUCACUUUGAAGACAAGGAUUUUAUCUCUUGAGUUUCUGCAGGUUAUAUUAAAGAUUAUUUGUGAUUUUAAGUGCAUGCUUUUAUGGAUAGAUGCUUACAUACAAAGUAGCUAAUACUGUUAAAUAACUUGAAAGUUUUAUUUAAAAGUAAUUUCUUGAACUUAUUAAGUAUGAGCUUCCUCUUUCUAAGACUAUGGAUGCAGAAAGGAAGAUAUGUAUAAUCCAUGAAGAGACUUCCUAUUCAUUGACUUAUAUAAGGAGCUUUCCUUUCACUUAUUUUCAGUGUUUUUUGAAUAAUAUGAUUUAUUACUUGGUCUUUCAGGGUUUGUUGGAAGGAGUUGGUCAUCCAUUUACUAGGAACUUCCAUUUUAUUGAUUCACUGAAAGCAUACCUAUCAAUCUAUCAUAUGCUUUGUUGCUAGCUUCAAUUUCGCCGUCCCCUAUCAUAUUACAGUAUGCAACUAGAAUUUUGUUGCGGUUCAGAGAAAGUCUCAAGGUGAGUCUAUGAUCUAUACAAAUAGUUACAAAAAUUACCUUGACAUACUAUGUUCUUUACGCCAACAAUUUUUAUUCAAGGUGAAAUAUGCAUUUUCUUUCCUUUGAUAGUUCUCCGGUCCCUGGAUGGUUUGGAUUUACCCAUGAACCAAAAAAAUGAGUGUCCUUAGGAUGGUUGAAAAGGUUUGCAAGGAUCAUCAGAUGCUUGUUGACAUAUUUGUGAACUAUGACUGCGAUCUUGAGGCACUGAACUUGUUUGAGCGGAUGAAUAUCUCAAGGGAUGCAAAAUGCAGAUCCAAUAUGGCUGUUGCGUCCCAGACUACUUCAAUAAAGGGUUCGUCUCUUCUGUGUCUUGUGAAUGUGCUUAAAUCACUCGUAGAUUGGGAAAAGUCAUGUGGAGAACCAGAUAGAAUAAAAACAUUCAGUCUUUGGAAGGAGAUGCUUCAACUAAAGAGUGUUGAUGUGAAAAGCAGGCAAGAUGCAACCAUUAACUUUGAGAAGGCAAAAGCUCAUAAGUCUACAGUGGAAUCUGUCAUAUUUGAGGUGGAAUAAAGUGAUGUUGUAUUACUAAUACUUUUGUAUGUCAAGUGCAUUUUUAU
Messenger RNA from Rosa rugosa (rugosa rose), 1367 nucleotides. Its product is annotated as brefeldin A-inhibited guanine nucleotide-exchange protein 5-like. Lineage: Eukaryota; Viridiplantae; Streptophyta; Magnoliopsida; Rosales; Rosaceae. The record is from RefSeq and is a predicted model, not a curated record. The transcript is spliced from 5 exons. The coding region runs from base 925 to 1320 and encodes 131 amino acids. Gene Ontology annotation, cellular component: trans-Golgi network.